AAAAGUUCUAAUGGUUAAGGAUGAUAAAUUUUAUGCAUGUCUUAAAUACAUCAAGGAAAGCGAAGGAGGAGAUGUAAAUCAUAAGAGCGACAGAGGUGGAGCAACAAGACAAGGAGUGAGCUAAAAUGCUUAUAAUCUUCAACAAAAAGAGUUGGGUAAUAAAGGUCCCUACAAGUCAGUAUUUGAUUUGAAAGCUUCAGAAAUAGAGGAUUUUUAUUAUUAUUAGUAUAAAAGAUACAACGUUGAUAAAAUUGACGACAUCAAUUCUAGGUACCUUUACUAUGACGCAUUGAUCCUUUAAGGACCUGGGAAAGCAGCUAAAAUGGCAUAAAGUGUUUGUAAUAUAAAGGUUGAUGGUUGUUUUGGCAAAAACUCAAUUGCCAGUGUAAAUUCUAUGAAUUAGAAAGAUUUUUAACUCAAAUUCACAAAUUAAAGAAGAGAGCAUUUUAAUAAUAUUGUAAAAAACAAUCCUACAUAAAAAGUAUUUUUUAAAGGAUGGAUCAAUCGAGUGGAUAGGAUUCUAUCAUAAAUCCAAAAUGGAACCAUUUAAUAAUAAUACAAUACAAUCUAAAAUCAAAGACCAUUAUAAUAGGAUAAAUUCAAUCAAUCGGCUUAAAAUCCUAAAGGAAUAGACUGCAGUGUAGAUGUCAGUGUGUUAAAUCGAAUAAAAGGAGUAAAUAGGAUGUCAGCAAGAUUUAUAAUUGAGAGUUAGGAGAACAUAAUCAUGUCAGACCUAGCUACUGUAUUAAGUGUUCUACAUGAUCCUAGCCUACAGAAUUAAUAUAAAAGUAUAUAAUUUAGUUUAGAUCCUAUAAUUUUACCAAAUCAAGAGGAGUUUUAAUAACAAUAAAAAGUGUGCUGGCCUGAUGCAUAUGUUGAUAGAAAUAUUGUAUAAGAUACCGAAUUGGCUACCAUCCUAUUUGAUGCCGAUUACUUAUUAAAAUUGAUGAGUCUGGGUGUUGAAGCAGAUGGAAAGACUCCUUUCAAUUAUCCGUAGGAAUUGCAAUAACUGGGAUUAAAAUCUUGUUCACAAAUGGGAUAACAAAAGUAGCAACGAUUGUUAUGCAGAUUUUGGCUUGUUCCAUAACAAUGUUUUUAUUCUUAAAUUAACAACAAAUACUUAAUAGAUGAUAUUAAGGUUGCCUGCUAAGCUAGGUAGAUGGAAAGAGUAGGUAAUAACUUACAAGAUAAAAUAUGCCAAGAUGUUAAUGAUUCAGCUUACUAAUUUGCAGCUAAAUUUACUUAGAUAUAUGAUACAAUAGCUAAAUACUAUCCAAUUUUUAAUAGGUUGAAGUAGUUAUUCAAGGCAGUAGCUUUGGGGAGAUGGAUGUAUGAAAAUAAUAUCAAGGCUAAUUAUUAAGAGAUACUAAGAUUUUGUAAGAAAGCCAAUAAUUCUCCAAAAGCAAUACCAAUUCUAAAGUAUGAAAAAUUGGGAGAGGAAAAUAAAACUCCUAUUUAUUUCACUCAGGCUGAAAAAUUAUAGGUGGCAAAGGAUUAUCUAAAAGAAAAGGGUCAUCCAACAACUUAAAACUACAUCGAUUAAAUUGUUAAACAGAUACCAGAUUUGAAGGGAUAUUCGGUAUCUUCGUCAGUGCAAUAUAGUUAAGGAGGAGUGAAUACCCAUUGUUAAAAUAUGAUUGAAUCUAAAUCUGAUCCUAAAGUGGAUAAAUUUAUAAAUUUGGAAGAAGUUGAAAUUCCCUUCUUCCCUUCAAAAAAGUGUAGUGCAUGCAAUAGAAUGAUUGAAAACCAUUUGUCGAAUUUAAAUCAAAAUCAAUGUUCUAUUCACAAUGACUACACUUGCUAUUUGUGUCUUGAGUUGAUCACAAAUUAGGAUUCUAAUCCAAAAAGUUGUGUUAUCAAUAAUUACAGAUACAUUUUUCAUUAGUCUUGUUAUAAUUAAUAUGAAACCAUUAUAAAUAGUAAUUAGAAUGAUGAAGAUUGGAAUUGA
Molecule: messenger RNA, 1948 nt
Organism: Paramecium octaurelia
Lineage: Eukaryota; Ciliophora; Oligohymenophorea; Peniculida; Parameciidae
Source: the annotation of a GenBank genome assembly